This is a messenger RNA of Ceutorhynchus assimilis (cabbage seed weevil), 9079 nucleotides long. NCBI's taxonomy places the organism in Eukaryota, Metazoa, Arthropoda, Insecta, Coleoptera, Curculionidae. The record is from the annotation of a GenBank genome assembly.
GUUUAAGGUCUCAGCACCCGUUGCCAAUUUACAUUCUUUAGUUAGGGAUUCAUGCGUGUCUAGCUUCGGGCGUCUCAAUUUUGGCCUAUUUCAAACUGUAUUGUGCAUUUGAGAAUGUCAGUGUGGUGUGCUAGCUAAUUGGUUUUUAGUUUUUUUUCUGUUCUUGAUACGAACUGGCGUUUCAAAAUUAAGUGGAUUUUACUCAAAAAUGGAUUCUUGGGGACAGUUGGACCUCACAACAGCCAUCGUCCAAAGAGAAGAUCCUUUGAAUGCUAGUUUUAGAAGAAGUAAAAAAAUUACUAUCGAGAAACUUCCAGACAAAGUUCUACUUCACAUAUUCAGCUACCUAAGCCAUAAAGAAAUAUGUCAAAUGGCGCGAGUCUGCAAGAGAUGGAGGCUGAUGGCCUACGACACCAGAUUAUGGAAGAAUGUGUCUUUACGGCCCGAAAUAUCUGGACUGCAUGUUGGAUCUUUGGAAUCUUUGCUGGCAUUGAUUAGUAUCAGAUUUGGACCUUCUCUAAGGUACAUCGAACUUCCAAUAGAACUCAUCACCCACACAGUACUCCAUGAAUUAGCCAACAAGUGCCCCAACCUCACGCACAUGCUCCUAGAUUUCUCCACCGCUAUGCAACUUCACGACUUCAGCGAACUUCAAGCGUUUCCUACAAAAUUGAAGUACCUUUGCAUUUGCCUGUCUGAAGUAAUCUUCAUGGAAGGCUUCAUGAGAAAAAUUUACAAUUUUAUCAACGGUUUGGAGAUUUUGCAUUUGAUCGGUACUUACGAGAAAGUCGAAGAAGAAGAAGAAGAAAUCUAUGAAGUCAUUAACGUGCACAGGCUGAAGAGUGCAACGCCCAAUUUGAGGGUCAUCAAUUUGUAUGGGAUUAAUUUUGUUGAUGAUACACAUAUCGAUGCAUUUAGCUCCAAUUGCAUACAGUUGGAAUGUUUGGCUGUCAAUUAUUGCAACAAAGUUACUGGCAGCACCUUGAAAACGUUGUUCCAAAGAAGUAGAAGGCUUACUUGUCUGCUGAUGAACGGAACAAAUCUAAAAAGUGAACACCUAAUGCAAGCAGACUGGGAAAAGUGUUCAUUACAAGAACUGGACAUAACAGCAACGGAUCUAUCCACAGAGUGUUUACAAGACAUGCUAACACGUUUGCCAGGCUUGAGAUUCUUGAGCGCUGGGCAAAUAAAUGGAUUCAACGAUUCCGUAUUGAAAACGUGGAUGGAAAAUGGUAAUCCCAAAAAUCUGGUCGCACUAGAUCUGGACAGUUCAGACAAUUUAUCUGAAGAUGCUAUAUACAAAUUUUUAUGCAAAUAUGGCCAUCAGCUCCAAGGUCUUGGCUUAUCUGGUAUGACCCACAUAACAGAUUCACUUUUUCAGUCAAUUCUACCAAUAUUACAAAACGCUGCAAUAUUGGUUAUGGGUACACAAGAACGUCUUGGAGUCAAUAUACUAGCUGAUCAGCUUAUCGAUAGUAUUGCCAAAAGUUGCAGUAACUUAGAAAGGCUGGAACUGAGAUGGGAUCCAGAAAAUCUGAGAUUUUCUGAUAAAAGUCAGAAAGCCAUAGAUACUUUGAGAGUUAAGUGUCUUAAGUUGAAAUGUCUUAGCUUAAGCGACGGCCGCUAUUACGAAAUUGUCAAAGCCAAUUUUGAACGUGCCGACAGAAUGACAGUAGUACGAACAUUGACUAAUUGCAGAGUAUCCAACUAUUACCUUCUCUCAAACUACAAGGACCUUGUAUUCAACUAAAAUUUCCUUUCCAAAGAUGAUUUCAAUCCUACACCAACAGCACUUCUCCAUAAUCAUUUGUUCCUUCCCAGGAUAUGAACUUUGUUUUGAUUUGAACAAUAGCCCUUCUUGAUAGAACGGAUGGUAGCAAGCUAAAAACAAAUUCAUGUUGUAAUUUUUAUUGCCCUUGGCCUAAUUGAAUCAAAUAUUUUUGACGCCCAGAAGUUAGGGGGUCGAAUGGAUAGAAAAAUUUUAUCUUGGCAAAAGCCUUCAAAAUGGCAGGCUUUAUAAUGCGUAGGUGUUGGGAGUUUUCUAACAUCGAGGUACUGAAGUCUCUGUAUUUUUCAUUGGUGCGAAGUCACCUCGAGUAUUGCUGCAUAGUUUGGUCGCCAUGUUACCAAACCCAUAUUAAGCGCAUUGAACGUGUUCAAGGGAAAUUUGUCAACUUCCUGUUGUACAAACUUGGAAUUGACAAAAGUCAGUUUUCACACCAAGAUCGUUUGCAACUACUAAAUAUCGAUAGCUUGGAGAUGCGUAGGACAUUUCUGACAAUAAUGUUCGGGUUCAAAAUACUAACCAAUAAUGUGAACUGUCCAGAACUUUUGGCACUUAUAAACAUUCGUGUACCUCCACGCGAUACGCGUUUAAAUGGUAUGUUUUCAACCAAUAGAAGCCGGACUGAUGUUGGUAAAAAUAGUGUCAUGAAUCGCAUCAUGCAUCUCUUCAACACACAUAUUCCUGCGAAUUUUGAAUUCAAUUGCACCCCAAUUACAUUCAAAAAUCAACUGAAAUCAAUAUUAGCAAACCUUUAACGAUCAUAGAUCGGAGGCAUUUCGGUGACUCCAAAUAUGGCAGUAUGGAUCUUGACUCUCUGUGAAAAUGAGUUGCAGCGCCGAUAUAGGAAAGGGUGCCAUAUGUAUGUACCUAUUGUAUUGUGUUUAUUUACUUUUAUUUGUAUUUGCCUUGUAUUAAUUGUUGUGAUCAUAUGUAUAGCACAGUUUUGUUUUAUUUUUUUGAAAAAGUUUGUCAUAGAUAUAAGUAUACCAUUUGGAGUUUGCUCUGUUGUGUAUUAAACAAUAAAUAAAUAAAAAAAAUAAGUAGGAUUUUGAAUCAACUAGUGUGUAUUGCAGUUUUUCUUAAAAAAAAAGUUAUUUAUUAUGCAAGAUUGUUGAUUUGAAUAACUCCAUCCAAAACAGUUCUACUUCUACUGUGCAGUUCAAGAAUUCAUCCCUAGUGCUACUUUGACUCCCCCAGUCGAGGAUCUACUGUCUGUAAAAUUGUUUGUGACUGCUGUGAAACCUAGUAAGAAGCAAUAACAUAAACUUUGCAUUUGUCAUAAUGUAUCUUUAUUAAUUUCAAAUAUAAUUUAAACAAAAAGAAAUGAGUUUCAUUUCCCAACGGCAUAUGUGCACAAUAUGAUGGUAAACUUCUGGCUGUGACAGAUAGUUCAAAAAAUGCCACACUAUGUCUAACUUAAUAAAUUAACAACAAAAUAGAAACAAAACAUUUGGUUUGUUUUAAAAAAAUUGUUGAACUUUUUUUUUUAUUAAGCUAUACUUAAGUGGUGUCUUUUUGUACAAAUUUCAAUAUAUACAAAUAGUUCGCAAAUAAAUAAAAUCUGCGAUAUCCAGGAACAUUAGGGCUGCUAAUUUUAAACUGCUGCAAAAUUACUGCUCAUCAGAAUGUGUUAGUGGUAUACCAACAAGUGAAAAUAUUCACCGAACUAUAAAAUGCAAUAUAGCCUCAGACUAUUCUAGUUACCUUAAUUAAAACUAAUAAAACAACAAAACAUGUAUAACAAAAAAAAACGGCUUAGAAGGCAUAGCAAUAAAUAACCAUCAUAAUGUUCCGCAAUAUCGCCUUAACAAAACAACAUUAAUAUCUAGUUGCAAAUAAACAAUGAAACUUAAAAAAAUAUAUUGACUUUGAAAAAGAAAUUUAUAUUUACAUUCGUGCUUAGGCAUUUUUCUGCUUUGCCACUUUGCUUAUAGUAAUUUCUAAAAACACUGCAAACUGAGAUGCACAAGGUCAUUAAACAUUUCCAGUCGCUAUUUCUUUCACAAGCCCUUCGUACGAUAAUGAAAGAACCGCAAUAAGCGAAAGUGAAACCCUAAGCCAUGGAAAUUCCUAAUAUUGCUAAUAUACAACAUGAUGUGUACUCUUUAUAAAACAUUGCAAAUCGUUUGUUGUCGAAAACUGUUUAUACUCUAAGGCUGAACCCUAUUUUUCAUAAAUAUGAGCUUUUUAUAAGAAGAUAAUAAUAACAAUUAUUCAGAAUUUGCUAUCAAUUUCUCCUAAAAUUAAAAAAAAAAAAAUACUCCAAGGAACGCACGACUAUAACAUGUACUGAUAUAUAAUUUAUUACACUUUACAUAAAAGAAAAAUAAUUUGAAUAUACAUAGGUAUAGGUAUACAUGAUUUUUUUAUCCUCCAAAUUGCCCCAACUAGGAAUUUAUUGAUUAUCAAACUAAAAUUCUUGCUCUCACUUCAAAUAACUUCUGAAGUUCCUGCAGAAUGCAUAAAUUGCAAAGAAGAGCAUCUUGCCCGAGAAGAUCCAGCGGAAACGAUGCAAAUGUUAGUACAUAAUAAUAUGAAGAAAAUACCAAUAUUCUCAAGAAAAACAACAACCUUAUAGGGAAAAAGUAAAAUCCUGGAAUUUGAUCAUACAAAAAAGGUAGCAGAUUCCCCUUUCCCCUACGAUUAGAAGAAGUUAAAUUAAAUUUUCAUAAAUGCCUUUUUUGUAUGUCAUUAGACAGACAAAAUUUUUAUAUGAGGAAUUUGAAGUAAUUUAAGAUACGAACAAGCACUUUUCUACAUUCCCAUCCUGCAUUAAUCGGCAAAAGGCAAAAGGAAACCUCUGCCUACUACCGCUACCGACUCAUCCUUUUUCAUUGGAAAAUAAUUUUAUGUUUUACAUCGUUAUUGUGUUUUCCUAGUUAAGUAUUACCCUGUGUAUGUCCCUGUAGUUAUAAUUUAAAUUAACAAGAAGAAUGUCUGUCAAUUCUACUGCUGUAAAAGUGAUAGUGAGAGUGAGGCCUAUGGUCAAAACAGAAAUUGAUAGAGGAUGUCAGGAAAUAGUUAAAGUUAUUCCCUAAAGCGAAUAACUUGAACUUAAAUCCCUUGACAAAGUCUUUACAUUCAAUAGACCUAUCUAUUUUUACCUGGUAUGCGCGCGCAACACGAGGCAAUGUCUUUUUAUUGGCUAGCUAAUACAGGUGUGAGAUGAUCGUUUUGCACGCUGGACAUCUCUUUAUCCUUCUUCAUUGCACGUGGUCUGACAAGAAUAAAUCUAAAGUUGAUAUUCAACUUGACAAGUGUCAUUCAAAAGUUGUUUGACAUUUUCAUUGACAAAUACGUUGCACAACACGCGGUUUUUCUCCUUUCCUUUUUAUCCUGUGCAAAUAAGAAGGACGGAUUGCUAUACGUAAGUCUAACAUAAUUUGGCACGUUUUGCCUCGUCUUGCGCAAUGAGCGUUUUGUGUCUUUUUUUAUUUAAUGAAGUUUUCGUAUUAUUACCUCUUUGUCUGGUAAAAUAGAUAGGUCUAUUAUGUUUUGGGAAGUAACACUGAGCAAGAUGAGCUUUAUAAUAGAUGCGUAGAGCCAUUACUCAAGAGUUUAUUUGAAGGCCUCAAUGUGACUAUCCUUGCAUAUGGACAGACAGGAUCUGGUAAGACUCAUUCGAUGGGAACUGCCUACAGCAAAGGUGAAAAUAUAGACGUCAUCCCUAGAGCUGUCAAUGAAAUAUUCGACACUGAUGAAGAUCAAUGUUCUUUCGACUUCACUAUCACUGUCUCCUUUGUGGACUUGUACCGGGAGAUUCUAUAUGAUCUUAUGUCUGAAAAAUCAAAGGAUCAGUGUAUAUUAGAAAUACGUGAAAAUUUAACAAAAGGCAUACACAUUCAAAAUUUAACAGAAAUUCUUGUUGACGCUGCACAAGAAAUACUUGAUGUCCUGAUUAAAGGAUCUCAGGGGCGAGCAGCUGCAUCAACCAACAUGAAUGCCACAAGUUCGAGGAGCCAUUCAAUUUUUAUAGUUAACCUUGCAAUGUAACAUAAAGUUGAGAAACAUCAGAACAGAACUGCAAAACUACACUUGGUCGAGCGAGCUGGCUGGCUUAGAAGGACCUAAAAAGACUGGUGCAAGUGGCACAAUAUUCAAAGAAGGCGUUGACAUAAAUAAAGGGGUCUUUGUGCUGGGCAAAGUUAUAGGGGCUCUGGGGAAUGAAAAAUCGCAGAACAGUUUUGUUCAUUACAGAGACAGCAAUUUAACCAGACUUAUUUUGGUGGCAACAGCGUCACACUGAUGAUUGGCGUGCAUAAGUCCAACAGAUUAUAAUUUAGAAAAACCGUUAUCAACAUUAGGGUAUGCUGACUGGGUCAGAAAUAUCAAAAACAAUCCUAUUGUGAACCAAGAUCCAAAACCCGCGCAAAUCAACGACUUGAAGAAGCAGAUCAAGCUUUCACAGUUGCAGAUUGUUAGCCAAGGUGAGCCAAUGAUAACAACUACGGAGAUUGAUCAGCUAAAAGCCAACAACCGAGAAAUGAAUGCUUAAUUAUCUGCAGCAUUGUUGGACAAAACCGAGCUGCACGAUAAAGUCAACAUGGUCGAAGGUCCACAUACUUCAAAGCGCCAGUAAAGUGUGUGACAAAAAAGUAUUGAAACUCAAGAAGGAUUUCAGGGCAGCAUCGACCAAUUCAGAAUUACGUGUAUCGUUCCUGAAUAUUCUGUGUUUGAGCAUGUUAAUGUGAAAAAUAUCAGUUGUGCCGGGCAUCAUUCCAAAGAGGAUUUUUUUUUGUCUCUAAAUAAAGGAUUAUUAUUACAAUAUUAUUACAUAAUAAAAUUGCGUUUGGAUAUGUUAAAAAAAAAUUGUAAGCUCUGCUCUAUAUUGUGAAAUUGAUAAAAUGCCUCAUAGGGUAUUAAAAGAUACCAUAUCAAGAUUGGCCCACGUCAACAAAAAAACAUUGCAAAACUUAUUGAGUUCCAUCUACCAAGAACAUUCGAUUCAUAUCUAAUUAUUUGUUUAUAGUAUUGCAAAUACAUUAUUAACUUUAUUUAACAGGUAUUCAAUCAACUUAAGAACAAAAUAACAAAUAAAAACAUAACACCAAAUUAAUUUUGAAUAUUCCAUAUUUGCUGUCUCAAUACAUCCAGUCUUAAAUCUCACUCUAACUAACCCUUCAUUUACCAAGUUUAUGCUUUCGUUAAACCGUUUUAACCGCUAACACGUUUUCGAACUUAAAAAAGUUUUAUCCGGUAUUUAUACUUCUAAGGGUCUCUCCUCAAAACAGUUUCUAAAUGUCAUAACAAGCAGUGCUGGCACCACCCUUAAAACGGUUUUAGAUAUUUACACAGUAUUUAAAUUGGUUUCAAAUUAGUUAAAAGACGUUUUCAAAAUGUUUUAGAUCAAAACGGUUCAACGAGAUAAAACGGUUUAUGGGGUGUUUAUACAAACGUUUUAUAGUAAAACGUUUUCUGUUAAAACAAUUUAACGGUAAGCAUAAACGUGGUAAUUGUUUUUUGCAACGAAAAUAUUGAAAAUUUAAUCUGGCUACAGAAAUUUUCAAAGUCAAUAUGAUAAGAAUGUUAAUUGAUAACUAAACUCUCCCAGAUUCCUUUUUUUUUUAAUUAAUAAACUAACCCUAAAUCACAUUUAGUUUAUCACUGGUUAUCAGGCUCUCCCACUAUUAAUGCCCGCUCAGGGUUUUCCUCUUGGCGCCUAACAACUUCCUCGCUUUCUACUAAGUGUAAAAUUUCGUGACAAAGAGGACAUCUAUCUUGCACAUAGAGCCACUUUCGUAAACAGACGCCGUGGAAGAAAUGUUUGCAUUUAGUUAUUUUUGCGCUAAGCAUUUCUUGGUAACAAAUCGCGCACACAUCGUCCAGGUUUUCCAAUUGGUCCUUUUCAGCUUCUGGAAGGCUUUCGAUUUUAUUAACGGCCGACCGACGUUUCAUGAAAACAGACCAGCCAGCCUUAGCAUCGCACCAAAUAUUGAAAUAAGCAUGAAUGCACAUCAUUAUAGCUCUAAUAGCACUUCCGCUUUCAAAUAACAGAAUCCAGGCACCGUUGAAAAACAGGAAAAUACCAAAGCAAAACUCGAUCGUGUUCCCAAAUGAUCUGAUGUAAUAAAUGUAGUCAUCCAUUUUUUCCCAAAAACUUUGCCUUUUGGCAUCAUAUAGGAACAAACAAUAUAUUGCCAGGGACACGAAUACUUUAACAAUGACUUCAAUGCUGAAUGCUGUAACUGCUAGCAGCCAUGUUGAUGUUUCCUGUGUUGUCCAUAGUACAUACAUCAAAGCCAUCGAUAAGAAUACCAAAGCGACACAAACUAUAAGGGCGUGGGCAUGUCUUCUUAUAGAAGGAUUAUGAGAAGCACUCAAACUCAUUAGCAAGGGAUUAACAAUGUUAUGAGUAAAGUGAAGCAAUGCAGUAAAGAGUAGACAAAAGUUGCGACAUAGUCUUACAAAUCUCACUUCGGGAUCAAGCCCUGUUAAUCCAGUUUGUAGUGCUAAAAUAUAAAAAACUAUGGCAGAUACGGUUCCAAAAUUUUUGUCAUUUUCAUCGUCGGUUAGAAGAAUCCAUUGGAAAAACUUCCCUACGUAAUUGCAGACAUAAGACACGAUGCUAGUCAAUCCAAGCACUGCAGUUAGCGUGUCACAGCCAGUUAUUAAUAAAUAUUUCAUUAUUCUAAAAUAUGGAGAAUUUCCGUCAUCAAUAUCCCAAUAUCCAUAAUAUAGGAAAAAUAGUACUGUAUGUUCCGAGGUUCUUAUUAGCCAAAAAGUGCGUAAAACUUCAGGUACGUUGAGACGCAACCAUUCAUUUUCAACUAAAGCUGAUACCCCAAAGUUCGUAAUAAAUGUUUUGGCUUGUAUGUAUCCUGCAUACAGUGAAUUUGAAAUAGCCAUAAAUGAGGACCACAGCACAAAUUUUAUUAUGGCUAUUGGCAGUAGUGCUGACACAAUUGGACUAUAUCUAAGUAAAGAUUCUGAAACUGGGAGAACUGAUAAAAAAGAUGGAAUCAUAAAUGAGAUCGGCAAUAGCUUUUGAAUUGUUGAGUAUCGAGGUCCCAAGUGGAUAUUUAGGAAAAUGAAGGCUAUAAUGGUUUGCAGGACAUAGUUUUCGAGUACCUGGGUCAUCCAGCCAUGUUCUUCCAGUAACUGCCUGAGGUCAAAGUUGAAGAUGAAUUGUAGAGGUGGUAUAGUUUCGUUCACAUGAUCUGCGUUCAUCAUUAUCGUUUUAACUGUUCGAAUGUUGGUGAAGUAUGAGGCCGUUACUAAUCCUAUCGACAUAAGGUACAAGUAGACUACCAUCAGGUGUUUUGAGUUUAGCACAAACAUGCACAUUGCUGACAC